AUGUAUGUUGUGUGCGAUGGUGACGGCGCGAAUACGAUGAAUACAGUAUGAUAUAGUAAGAUAGUAUUGAAAGAUGCGGGACUUAACGUCCGUUCUUUCGUUUAUAAGGUUUCAAUUAAAUAAAUAAAGUGAAUGUAAAAAAGAAUCAUUUUACAAUAAUUUUAUAUAUAAGAAAUAUUCUAAGAAAACCAUUGACCGUUCUAACUGUAUAAUAAAAUGCUAGUAUGCUGGAAUUACUGGACUUUGAUUAGGUUAAGAUUUUGAUGAUCCAGUAAUGAUACCUAGGAAACUAUUAAACUAAAGUGAAUUUUGUCGUUACUUUUAAUCAAUGCGAUAUAACAGUGCUUACAAUGCAUAAAUAAUCUUUUUUUCAAAAUGUCUCAUGUUGAGUCAUGCAAAGAUCGUCAGGAUAAUGAAAUGGAAGCAUUAAAAUCUAUAUUUGGUGAUGAAUUGUGUGAUUUGAGAAAAAAUAAAAGUAAAAGGAAAUGGCAACCAUUAGAUAUUUUGAUAACAUUAACACCACAGAAAGGAAUGUCUGGUCCAGCUCAAAUUUAUGCACAAAUAGAUUUACAUAUCACCUGUGGAGAAAAGUAUCCUGACAUAGUACCCACCAUAGAAUUAAAAAAUAGCCAAGGUCUGUCAAAUCAGCAAGUAGGAGUUUUAUAUUCAGAACUUGAAUAUUUGGCACGUCAAUUAAGCGGCGAAGUUAUGAUUUUUGAGCUUGCCCAACACGUUCAAAAAUAUUUACACGAACACAAUAAACCAAGUUAUAGUAGUUUUUAUGAAGAAAUGAUAUCUAGACACCAAGAGAAAAUACAGUAUGAAAUGCAGGAGAGACAACUUAAAGAGGAUAAAGAGAGACAGGUAUUACAAGAUGAGAUUCAGAAGCGUCAAGAGGCAUUGAAAGCUGAAAUGCGUAAUCAUAGAGAUCUUGUUCGAAAAUCCAUUGAAUCGGACAUAGUUUCUCAAACUUUACCAUCCUCACCGCAUGAAAAAGUAAGGACAUAUUCUAGACGUAGAUGCAUGAGCACAUCUGAAAGCUCGGAAGGUUCUUUAUGCGAGCACAGGGGUACGAAGCUUCUCCACUUUGAUAAUAGUAAAGGAGAAAGACAAGUCCAUAGAGGCAAAUGUUUGGGACAUAGUUCUAAGGGUUCUAUCGUUUAUGCCGGUUUGGAUAUGACAUCGGGUGAAUUAUUAGCGGUUACAGAAUGGACAUUAAAAUAUGGUCUACAAAAUGAAAAGCAUGGAAUACGUGAUACUGCAGACUUACAAUACGCUAUGAAACAAAUAGGUAGUCUUGAGCAAGAACUUAAUCAUUUACAUAAAUUGCAUCAUCCAAAUUUAGUGCAUUAUUUAAAUAUGAGAUAUCUGCAGGAUAACAAUAAUAUAGUCAUUUAUAUACUUCAAGAAUUUGUGGUUGGUACGACAUGUGCAUUUUUUCUUAUGGAAAACAUUUCGAUUGAUAUAGACAUACUCAGGCAUUUGGCUUCUGGCAUUCUCUCAGCAUUGCAGUACCUUCAUGAGAAUAAUGUUGUACAUAGGGAUUUGCGUGAUACAAGUGUUUUUAUAGAUCAUACCGGUGUCAUAAGACUAUCAGAUUAUUCAUUAGAUAAAAGAUUAUCAGAUAUAUAUCGUACUAGUUCUUUGGCUAAAGUAGAGCAUGAUUUUCCAACGAUUCAAGGGAGAAGCGGUAAAAAGGCAGAUAUUUACCGAUUCGGUAUAUUGGUGCUUUCUUUAUUGAAAGGAACGAUAGUGUCCGAAAAGGAUGUCGAUUUAGCAAUAAUUUUACAGCCUCACUUAAAAGACUUCAUUUCAAAAUGCCUUAUUAGUGAUGAAAGAAUGCGUUGGUCUGCUGAACAACUUCAACAGCACAGUUUCAUUAAAACACCUCUUGAUCGUGGUUUGUCUCCUCCUAAGCUUAAAAAUAAUAAUGAACAAAAGUCUGACGAACCUGAGGAGCCAGACUGUGACAUUCAGCUUUAUCUACCAACAUUGGGUGGACAGUCGCGCAUACAAAAUGAAUUUGAGAUAUUGAAGUGGCUGGGAAAAGGAGCCUUUGGAGAUGUUUUAAAAGUUAGAAAUAAAUUAGAUGGAGGUGUAUAUGCCAUCAAGCGAAUCGAAUUGAAUCCGAAAAAUCGUCAAUUAAAUCGAAAGAUCACACGUGAAGUAAAAUUACUUUCACGUAUGAAUCAUGAAAAUGUCGUUCGUUAUUAUAACUCAUGGAUUGAAAGUGCUACCUUGGAUGAUUCGCUCCAGCAUAAUGAAUUAACGUCAGUGACUGCUUCCUCGUUAAAUACAAGCAACAAACAGGCCAAAUUAGAUAUAGUUAACCAUCUGGGAAGUGAAGACAUAGAAAGACUUGCACCACCUUUACACGACGUUGAAUGGAAUAUAUCUUAUGAAUCUGUAGCAAGCGCAGCCAAUACAGCUGAUAGUGACAAUGAUAACACAGAUGCAUCCUGUGAUUCUGAUAGCGACGAAGAUAGUUCAUUUUUGAUGAGAACAUUCCUUCGAAUUGAUUCAUCAGAUAGUAUAGAAUUUGAAAAAGAUGGCAUUUCUCAAACUACUCCUGAUAAUUCUGAUAAUCAUGAAAAAAUUAACAUUAAUAUUGCUAAUACUUCGAUAAUAAAAGAAAUACAAUUUAUGUAUAUACAAAUGGAAUUUUGUGAGAAAAGCACUUUGAGAACUGCAAUCGAUAAUGGAUUAUACGAAGAUGAAGAAAGAGUAUGGAGAUUGUUUAGAGAAAUUGUUGAAGGCCUUGCACAUAUACAUCAGCAGGGUAUGAUACAUAGAGAUCUAAAACCUGUUAAUAUUUUUUUGGAUAGUAAUGAUCACGUUAAAAUUGGAGAUUUCGGUCUUGCUACAACUAAUAUAUUAUCGUCAUUAGCACAGACCAUUGAUACCGAUAAAGAAGCUGAUAAGGUAGAGAAAGGUACAAGUUAUGACGUAGAUGAAUUAGGAUCUUUAACAGGCCAAGUAGGUACAGCUUUAUACGUAGCGCCAGAACUUUCUGCUAAGGCUGCAAAGGCUAUUUACAAUCAAAAAGUAGAUAUUUAUAGUUUGGGAAUUAUACUUUUCGAAAUGUGUUACAAACCUCUUAAAACUGGAAUGGAGAGAGUAAAGAUAUUGUUAAAUUUGAGAUCGAAAGAUGUUAUUUUGCCCUCUGACAUAUCAGAAGGUGAUAUGCCUCAUCAAGUGCAUAUUUUUCGUUGGUUAUUGAAUCAUGAUCCUAGUCAACGGCCAACGGCACAGGAAUUAUUAUCAUCGGAUUAUUUACCUCCUCCACAAUUAGAGGAGACUGAACUUCAGGAAAUGGUACGACAUACGUUAUCUAACACUCAAAGCAAGGCAUACAAAUAUUUGGUCGCUUCUUGUUUUACCCAAGAGGUAACGCCAGCAGAAGAUAUCACGUAUGACAUGAAUUUGCCAGCUAGAGGAAUUGCAAAUCUCAUUUCAUCAAAAAGAUUGUAUUUACAAGAGAACGUGAAAGCUAAAGUCAUUGAAAUAUUUCAAAGACAUGGUGGUAUAUAUUUAGCAACUCCACUUUUAAUGCCAAAGUCUAAUCAGCAUAAUAAUUUUAUUGACGCAAGUGUAAAACUUAUGACACGAACUGGUAGUAUUGUCUCGAUACCACAUGAUCUAAGAGCUCCGUUCGCCAGAUAUGUCGCUUGGAAUAAUAUCUCUCAUCUUCGGAGAUACGCAAUAGAACGUGUCUUCAGAGAGAAGAAGGUGGUUCGUGGAUUUCAUCCGAGAGAAUUGUACGAAUGUGCAUUUGAUAUAAUAAGUCCAAUGGCUAAUAACUUAAUGGCAGAAGCCGAAUUAAUAUUCAUAGCUUGGGAAAUUUUCAAUGAAAUUCCUCAAUUAAGGGAACGUAAUUUUACAAUACGUUUAAAUCAUACAUUAUUAUUACAAGCUGUAUUAAUGUAUUGUGGGAUAGAACGUGAAAAGUAUCAGGAUAUUUAUUCGAUAUUGUGCGACGCACGUGACGGCAAAUUUUCAAAGUUUCAAGUACAAACACAUUUAAUUAGCUUAUGUCUCACGGACCAAGCAAUGGAAACGCUUUUUAAUUUAUUUGAAACUGAGAGUUCUGUUGCCAAGAUUACCAGUAUUCUAAGAACAAUAACAAGAAGGAAAGGUGAUGCAGCAGGAUUAGCGAAGGAAGGUUUACAUGAUAUAGAAAUAGUAAUCGCCAAUAUAGAAGCUUUAGGUGUUAAGUGGCCAGUUACGGUUGUUCCAUUGUUGGUUCAUAACGUUCAACAGCACAGUGGUGUCAUAUAUCAGAUUACGUGCGAAGUAAAGCGUAGACGAAGAAGAGGUGGACAAGACGUUAUCGCUGCUGGUGGUCGUUAUGAUAAGAUGUUAAUGUCAUUUAGACAAAUAUUGGAACGUACGGGAAUGACUAAUAAAGAAAAUAAACAGUAUGGCGUUGGAAUUAGUAUAUCACUGGACAAGUUAGUUUGUGCAGUUGAUGAAAUGUCUGAAAGUAUUUGCGGAGAAAAUAAAUUUGGUAUUGAUAUAGCUGUAUGUUGCGACGGUUGUCCAAGGAGAGAAAAGGAAAUGGCUAAUGUACUUCGCGAACUAUGGUCAAUGGGAAUAAGGACUACUAUAUUAGAUACAAAUACGAUAGAAGAGGUGUUAGAAUAUUGUCAAGAACAUUCUAUUACUCAAAUAAUAUUAUUAAAGAACAAUGAAAAAGGUUAUCUAAGGGUACAGACAUGGGAAAGGGAUAGGUUUCAAGAAAGAAAAAUUGGCAUUCAAGAUAUUGCCGAGUUUCUUCAACGACAGACUGAAAAUCCAUUACCAAUUUUGAAUAGAUCUGAAAGUAAAGUUAGUGCGAAUGACGUUACAGCUUCAUCCAAUAAUUCAACGAAUAUCAAUAUAACCUUUAUUCUAUCAGAGAGAGAGAAACUUUCUGGGAGUGCAAGGCGAAGUUUUAAAAAUACUAUGCUCGCUCAGAUGUCGUCCUAUUUACAGAGGAUAUCUCAUAAAGUUCCUAUAGAAAUUUUUGCGGUCUUCCUAGAAAUGACAGUAAUACGAACGAUAACCAGUUUUUUGGAGAUAGAUGAGGAGGAACAAGACUUUCAUAAAAGCAUUCAAAUUGUGAUUGAUAAACACGCUAGACAUAAGAAAUAUAUCAAAGAAAUCUGUGAAGAAAUGAGAGAAUUGCGCAGCGAGAAGUUGCGUCCAGUUCUAAUAUUGUACAGUCUUCUGGAUUAUCGAUAUAUGACCCUGAUAUGAACGUUUGUAUACAUAAAUAUAAAAAGUAUAAAAAUAUAUUUUCAUAAUUAUUCUAAAAAAUGAAUAAUACAUUUACUUUUACCCGAUAUAAUCACCCUUAAGAUUCUUACGAUUGAAUAAACAUAUUACGAAAAU
Messenger RNA from Vespa velutina, 5373 nucleotides. RefSeq names its product eIF-2-alpha kinase GCN2 (gene Gcn2). The transcript is spliced from 13 exons. The coding region runs from base 376 to 5238 and encodes 1620 amino acids. Lineage: Eukaryota; Metazoa; Arthropoda; Insecta; Hymenoptera; Vespidae. The record is from RefSeq and is a predicted model, not a curated record. Gene Ontology annotation, biological process: DNA damage checkpoint signaling; regulation of translational initiation by eIF2 alpha phosphorylation. Gene Ontology annotation, molecular function: protein binding; ATP binding; eukaryotic translation initiation factor 2alpha kinase activity.